Pelmatolapia mariae (spotted tilapia) is the source of this 2453-nucleotide messenger RNA. Its product is annotated as tripartite motif-containing protein 16-like. Bases 16 to 1692 code for a protein of 558 amino acids. Gene Ontology annotation, molecular function: zinc ion binding; protein binding. Lineage: Eukaryota; Metazoa; Chordata; Actinopteri; Cichliformes; Cichlidae. The record is from RefSeq and is a predicted model, not a curated record. The transcript has a single exon.
ACACUGAGAGGAGAAAUGGCACACAAAGGAGUUCAGCUGAACCGAGAAACCUUCUCUUGUUCCAUCUGUUUGGAUCUACUGAAGGAUCCGGUGACUACAGCCUGUGGACACAGCUACUGCAAGAACUGUAUUAAAAGUUUCUGGGAUGAAGAGGACAGUAAGGGAAUCCACAGCUGCCCUCAGUGCAGGAAGACUUUCAUACCGAGGCCUGACCUGGAGAAAAACACCAUAUUAGCAACUUUAGUGGAGGAGCUGAAGAAGACUGGACUCCAAGCUGCUCCAGCUGAUCACUGCUAUGCUGGACCUGAAGAUGUGGCCUGUGAUUUCUGCACUGGGAGGAAGCUGAAAGCCAUCAAGUCCUGUUUAUCUUGUCCAGCCUCUUACUGUGAGAAACACCUCCAACCUCACUAUGAUGCAGCUCCAUUAAAGAAACACAAGCUGGUGGCCCCCUCCAAGAAGCUCCAGGAGAACAUCUGCUCUCGUCAUGAUGAGGUGAUGAAGAUUUUCUGUCGUACUGAUCAGCAGAGUAUCUGUUAUCUCUGCACAAUGGAUGAACAUAAAGGCCAUGAAACAGUCCCAGCUGCAGCAGAAAGGACUGAGAAGCAGAAGGAGCUCGAGGUGAGACGACUAAACAUCCAGCAGAGAAUCCAGGAGCGAGAGAAAGAUGUGAAGCUGCUUCAACAGGAGGUGGAGGCCAUCAAUGGCUCUGCUGAUAAAGCAGUGGAGGACAGUGAGAAGAUGUUCACUGAGCUGAUCCGUCUCAUCCAGAAAAGAAGCUCUGAUGUGAAGCAGCAGGUCAGAUCCCAGCAGGAAACUGAAGUGAGUCAAUUCAAAGAGCUUCAGGAGAAGCUGGAGCAGGAGAUCGCUGAGCUGAAGAGGAAAGACGGCGAGCUGGAGCAGCUCUCACACACAGAGGAUCACAACCAGUUUCUACACAACUACCCCUCACUGUCAGCACUCAGUGAGUCUACACACUCAUCCAGCAUCAAUAUUCGUCCUCUGAGGUACUUUGAGGAUGUGACAGCAGCUGUGUCAGAGACCAGAGAUAAACUACAGGACAUUCUGAGAGAGGAAUGGACAAACAUCUCACUGACAGUCACUGAAGUGGAUGUUUUACUGUCACCACCAGAGCCAAAGACCAGAGCUGGAUUCUUAAAAUAUUCACGUCAAAUCACACUGGAUCCAAACACAGCAAACAAAUACCUGUUAUUAUUUGACGGAAACAGAAAAGUCACAAAAAUGAACCAACAACAGUCUUACUCUGAUCAUCCAGACAGAUUUGCUGAUUGGUGUUAUCAAGUCCUGAGUAGAGAGAGUCUGACUGGACGUUGUUACUGGGAGGUGGAGUGGAGAGGAGGAGAAGUUGGUGUAGCAAUUGCAUACAAUAAUGUCAGCAAAGUAGGGAAUGUAAAUGAAUGUUUAUUUGGAAACAAUGGCAGAUCUUGGGCAUUAUAUUGUGACACAAACAGUUAUAUAUUUCUGCACAACAAUGUUAACACUGACCUCUCAGGUCCUCGGUCCUCCAGAGUAGGAGUGUACCUGGAUCACAGAGCAGGUAUUCUGUCUUUCUACAGCGUCUCUGAAACCAUGACUCUCCUCCACAGAGUCCAGACCACAUUCACUCAGCCGCUCUAUGCUGGACUUUUGCUUUUGUAUAAUGGAGACACUGCAGAGUUGAUUAAAGUCAAAUAGAGAAGACGGGUUCAUGUUGAUCCCUGACCAUUAUAUGUACUUGUGUAGUUUCUAAAUGAGGCUUUACAUUUUAGAAGCUGAGAAGUUCAGUGGUCCAUUGAUAUGUGAAAAUAAUAUUGCACGGAUUCAAACUGUACUUACAUUUAUAUACCUUACAUCAAUAUAAAUCUGAAUUUGUUCUUAUGGCUGAUAAUCAUGUGAGUUUAAAUGAUACUACUCUUCAUAUUCAGCAUGUUUGAAAUCUGUCAUCAGUCUGGUUAGUGGUUUUAUUCUGUAGUUGCUGUAGUGGGUUGUCAAAUGCAACAAUAUAUUGGAGCUGCAGUGAUUCAUCAGUUAGUCAAUGAUUAGAGAAUUGAUUGUUUUAUAAUUAUUUUAGUCACAUUUAAAGCUGAUUCCAGUUUCUGAAAUGUGAAGAUUGUUGAUUUUCUUGAUCAUAUAUGACUGUAAACUUAAUGUCUUUGAGGUUUGAACUUUUAAAAUGCGACAAAAAACUGAAUCCUUGAGGUUUUUGAUAUUAUGUUAUUAUUUUUUAUAUCUAGAUCAUUUGUCAUAUUUACUCAUGAAACGUUUGCUCACACUCGAUCAUUUAUACAUUUAAAUAUAAAAACUAAGUCAUACAGGCCUGUAUAUUGUGGAGGAUAGACAUGUUUCUUUGCCCUGAGCUGUGUCUGGCAGGCAGAGCGUCUCCACAAAUCUGAUGGUUCUGAUUUGGAGAAAAUAAGCCGAGGGCCACACCUGGUGGACAAACACAGACAUGAUAG